This is a messenger RNA of Psammomys obesus (fat sand rat), 1769 nucleotides long. It is a transcript of the gene Gpr6, whose product is annotated as G protein-coupled receptor 6. Gene Ontology annotation, biological process: G protein-coupled receptor signaling pathway. Gene Ontology annotation, molecular function: sphingosine-1-phosphate receptor activity. The record is from RefSeq and is a predicted model, not a curated record. Bases 190 to 1281 code for a protein of 363 amino acids. The transcript is spliced from 2 exons. Lineage: Eukaryota; Metazoa; Chordata; Mammalia; Rodentia; Muridae. Gene Ontology annotation, cellular component: membrane.
GCCGCGGCUCACUCCCGGUGAAGGUGGCUGAGCGACAAGCAGCCAGCGCUCUCCUCCUCGACGCCCGGGCCGCCUCCCGCAGGCAGCUGCUGGGUCCGCGCAGGGAGCCUAGCCGGGCACACAGCCGCGGAGCGCAUGACCAGAGACUCCCCGGAGCCCUGACUCCCCAGGGAGCAACAGCCGGCGGCGAUGAACGCUAGCGCCGCCUCGCUCAACGAGUCCCAGGUGGUGGCCGUGGCGGCCGAGGGAGCGGCCGCGGCAGCGACGGCGACGGGGGCCCCGGACACCAGUGAAUGGGGACCCCCAGCGGCCUCCGCGGCGCUGGGAGGCGGCGGCGGGGCCAACGGCUCGCUGGAGCUGUCUUCCCAGCUGCCGGCGGGGCCCUCGGGACUGCUGCUCUCGGCGGUGAACCCCUGGGACGUGCUGCUGUGCGUGUCCGGGACCGUGAUCGCGGGCGAGAACGCGCUGGUGGUGGCGCUCAUAGCGUCCACUCCGGCGCUGCGCACUCCCAUGUUCGUGCUCGUGGGUAGCCUGGCCACUGCUGACCUGCUGGCUGGCUGUGGCCUCAUCCUACACUUCGUGUUCCAGUACGUGGUGCCCUCGGAGACGGUGAGCCUGCUCAUGGUGGGCUUCCUGGUGGCCUCCUUUGCCGCCUCGGUCGGCAGCCUGCUUGCCAUCACGGUGGACCGUUACCUGUCCCUCUACAACGCUCUCACCUACUACUCGCGCCGGACCCUGUUGGGCGUGCACCUGUUGCUGGCCGCCACCUGGACAGUGUCCCUCGGGUUGGGGUUGCUGCCGGUUCUGGGCUGGAACUGCUUGGCAGACCGCGAGUCCUGCAGCGUGGUGCGCCCCCUGACACGCAGCCACGUGGCGCUGCUCUCCACUUCCUUCUUUGUGGUCUUCGGCGUCAUGCUGCACCUGUGCGUGCGCAUCUGCCAGGUGGUCUGGCGCCACGCCCACCAGAUCGCUUUGCAGCAGCACUGCCUGGCGCCACCCCACUUGGCCGCCACCAGAAAGGGCGUGGGGACUCUGGCCGUGGUGCUAGGCAGUUUUGGGGCCAGCUGGCUGCCCUUCGCCAUCUACUGUGUGGUGGGUAGCCAAGAGGACCCGGCCAUUUACACCUAUGCCACCCUGCUGCCUGCCACCUACAACUCCAUGAUCAACCCCAUCAUCUACGCCUUCCGCAACCAGGAGAUCCAGCGUGCCUUGUGGCUCCUGUUCUGUGGCUGUUUCCAAUCCAAAGUGCCCUUCCGCUCCAGGUCCCCCAGUGAGGUCUGAAGGGCUCCUCCGUGUCCCCCCCCACCAACACGCCAGCCUUUGGUGAGCUUCUAGGUGCCUGCUGAUGCACUCUUGAGAUUUCAGUGGUGUGAGUCUAACUCUUCACGAGAAAAGGGACCCAACCUGAACGCGGCAAACGGACUCAGACAAAGAGGCCUGUUGGCAUUUUACAUAUACAGUGUAUACAUGUGUACAUAUAUAUACAAAUAUUUGUAUCUUCUGGAGGUGUUCAGGACCUGGAGCUUCCUGUUCUGUGCAAAACAAACACACACACACACAAAAAUGUGGUUGUAUACUCGAUCGUAGAUCACAUUUGUCAAGUGAAGACAUUCCAGUACUGCUUAACACUAGCACUUUAUUUUUAGCUGCUGAAAUGCCAAAACAGUGUUGCCAUUCCCGAGAGCAGAAGGGGAGUCAAAGAUGUAUUUUUGUCGUAUGUGAUAGAGUAUUUUGCUGCAUCAAGAAACUACAACAUAUUUUGUACACAA